Molecule: messenger RNA, 14124 nt
Organism: Oryctolagus cuniculus (rabbit)
Lineage: Eukaryota; Metazoa; Chordata; Mammalia; Lagomorpha; Leporidae
Gene: APOB
Product: apolipoprotein B
Biological process (GO): triglyceride mobilization; lipoprotein transport; cholesterol homeostasis
Cellular component (GO): mature chylomicron; very-low-density lipoprotein particle; low-density lipoprotein particle
Molecular function (GO): cholesterol transfer activity; low-density lipoprotein particle receptor binding
Source: RefSeq, a predicted model, not a curated record
CGCAUUCCCACCCGGGCCUGCACCGGUGCGUCCCGGCGGAGCAGGAGCGAGCCCGGCAGCGGCGCGAGGAGGCCCAGCGCAGCCAGGGAGCCGCGCCCGCCGUCAGCCAUGGGCGCGCCCAGGCCCGCGCUGCCGCUGCUGCUGCUGGCGGUGCUGCUGGCGGCCGCCUGCGCCCGGGCCCAGGACGAAGUGGUGGAAAACGUCGGCCCGAGCUGUCCAAAAGAUGCCACGCGAUUCAAGCACCUCCGCAAGUAUGUCUACAACUACGAGGCAGAGAGCUCCAGCGGGGUCCCCGGGACUACAGAUUCAAGAAGUGCCACCAAGAUCAACUGCAAGGUCGAGCUGGAGGUUCCCCACCUCUGCAGCUUCAUCCUGAGGACCAACCAGUGCAUCCUGAGAGAGGUGUACGGCUUCAACCCUGAGGGCGAGGCCUUGCUGAGGAAGACCAAGAACUCUGAUGAGUUUGCUGCUGCCAUGUCCAGGCAUGAGCUCAGGCUGGCCAUUCCUGAAGGGAAGCAAGUUUUCCUUUAUCCAGAGACUGAUGAACCUAAACACAUCCUGAACAUCAAGAGGGGCAUCAUCUCAGCUCUCCUGGCUCCGCCGGAGACAGAAGAAGCCACGCAAGAGUUGUUUCUGGACACCGUGUAUGGAAACUGCUCCACUCACGUUACUGUGAAGACAAGGAAAGGAAAUGUGGCGACUGAACUGUCCACUGAGAGGAACCUACAGCAGUGUGAGGGCUUCCAGCCCAUGAGCACAGGCGCCAGCCCCCUGGCCCUCAUCAAAGGCGUGAUCCGCCCCUUGUCAACUCUGAUUAGCAGCAGCCAGUCCUGCCGGUACCUCCUGGACUCCAAAAGGAAGCAUGUGUCAGAAGCCACCUGUGAGGAGCAGCACCUGUUCCUGCCUUUCUCCCACAAGAAUAAGUAUGGGAUGAUGGCUCACGUGACACAGUCUUUGAAACUUGAAGAAACACCCAAGGUCAACAGCCGCUUCUUUACUGAAGGUACACAGAGGGUGGGUCUGGCCUUCGAGAACACCAAGUCCACAUCACCACCAAAGCAGACUGAGCCCGUGCUGAAGACUCUCCAGGAACUGAGAGCGCUGUCCGUUUCUGAGCAGAACGCCCAGCGGGCAAACCUCUUCAAUAAGCUGGUUACCGAGCUGAGAGGCCUCAGCAGCGAGGCGGUUGCGUCCCUCCUGCCCCAGCUGAUUGAGGUCUCCAGCCCCAUCACUUUGCAAGCCUUAGUUCAGUGCGGACAGCCCCAGUGUUACACUCAUAUCCUCCAGUGGCUGAAAAGUGUAGACGCCAACCCGCUGCUGAUAGAUGUUGUCACCUACUUGCUGGCCUUGAUCCCAGAGCCCUCAGAACAGAGGCUACAGGAGAUCUUCAGUGUGACCAAGGAACAGCAGAGCCGGGCUACCUUUUAUGCACUGAGCCAUGUGGUCAACAGCUAUCACAUGACAACCCGUAGGGUGACCCAGGGCCUGCAGGACAUUGCUGACUACCUGGUGGAGCAGAUUGGCACAGAGUGCAAUGGAGAUGAAGACCGCACCUACCUGAUUCUCAGGGCCAUCGGAAAUAUGGGCAGAACCAUGGAGCAGGUAACACCAAGAGUGAAGUAUUCUGUCCUGAAAUGCAUCAAAAGUACAAGGCCAUCCCUGCUGAUUCAGAAAGCCGCCAUCCAGGCCCUGAGGAAGAUGGAAAUUACAGACGAGGUCCAGGGUGUCCUUCUUCAGACUUUCCUCAAUGAUACGUCUCCAGUGGACAAGCGACUGGCUGCCUAUCUCAUGCUGAUCAGGGGAGCUUCCCAGUCAGCUAUUAACCAAAUUGCCCAACUUCUCCCCGGGGAACGGAAUGAGCAGGUGAAGAACUUUGUGGCUUCCCACCUUGCCAACAUCUUGAACUCAGAAGAACUGUACAUCCAAGAUCUGAAAAAUGUAGUGAAAGAAGCUCUAAGAGAAUCUCAACUUCCAACCGUCAUGGACUUCAGAAAAUUUUCCCGGAACUAUCAACUUUCCAAAUCUGUUUCACUCCCAUCACUUGACCCAGUCUCAGCCAAAAUCGAAGGGAAUAUGAUUUUUGAUCCAAAUAAUUACCUUCCUAAAGAAAGCAUGCUGAAAACGACCCUUACUGUCUUUGGAUUUGCUCCAGCUGACCUUUUCGAGAUUGGCUUAGAAGGAAAAGGAUUUGAGCCAACGCUGGAAGCUCUUUUUGGAAAGCAAGGAUUUUUCCCAGACAGUGUCAAUAAGGCUUUGUAUUGGGUUGAUGGUCAAGUUCCUGAUUAUGUUUCCAAAGUCUUGAUGGACCACUUUGGCUACACCAAGGGAGAUAAGCGGGAACAGGACAUGGUAAAUGGAAUGAUGCUCAGUGCUGACAAGCUGAUCAAAGACUUAAAAUCCAAAGAGAUCCCAGAAGCCAGAGCCUACCUGCGCGUCCUGGGAGAGGAGCUUGGCUUUGUCAGGCUCCGAGACCUCCAGCUCGUAGGAAAGAUGCUGCUGAGUGGUGCUCACAUGCUGCAGGGGAUCCCCAGGCUGAUUGGAGAGGCCAUAAGGAAAGGUUCAAAGGAAGACUUGUUCCUUCACUACAUCUUCAUGGACAAUGCCUUCGUGCUCCCCACUGGAGUUGGGUUACAACUGCAUGUGUCUUCUUCUGGAGUCAUCACCCCUGGAACCAAGGCUGGAGUGAAACUCGACGUAGGCCAUAUGCAGGCGGAAUUGGCGCUGAAGCCUUCUGUGGCUGUGGAGUUUGUGACAAACAUGGGCAUCAUCCUUCCGGACUUUGCUAGGAGCAGCAUCCAGAUGAACACCAACUUCUUCCAUGAAUCAGGCCUGGAGGCUCGUCUUGCCCUAAAGGCUGGGCAGCUGAAGUUCAUCGUGCCUUCUCCAAAGAGGCCAGUCAAGCUGUUCAGUGGCAGUAACACAUUGCACUUGGUCUCUACUACCAAGACAGAAGUGAUCCCACCUCUAACUGAGAACAGGCAGUCCUGGUCAACCUGCAGGUCUUUCUUCACUGGCCUGAACUACUGCAUCACGGGUGCCUACUCCAAGGCCAACUCCACAGACUCUGCCUCCUACCAUCCACUGACAGGAGACACCAGAUUUGAGCUGGAAUUGAUACCUACUGGAGAAGUAGAGCAGUAUUCUGCCAGUGCAACCUAUGAACUCCAGAGAGAGGACACAGCUUUGGUGGAUACUCUGAAGUUUGUAACUCAGGCAGAAGGUGUGAAGCAGAGUGAGGCUACCAUGAUGUUCAAAUACAAUCGGCAGAGUAGGACUUUGUCCAGUGACAUCCAAAUUCCAGAUUUUGACGUUGACUUUGGCACAAUCCUCAGACUUAAUGAUGAAUCUGAGAAGGACAAAAAGGCCUACAAGCUCACCCUGGACAUUCAGAACAAGAAAAUCACUGAGGUCACCCUCAUGGGCCACAUAAGCUGUGACAUGAAGGGAGAAGGGAAAAUCAAAGGUGUUAUUUCCAUACCCCGUCUACAAGCGGAGGCCAGAAGUGAGAUCCUCACCCACUGGUCCCCUGCAAAACUGCUCCUCCAAAUGGACUCAUCUGCUACUGCUUACGGCUCAACACUUUCCAAGAGGGUGGCAUGGCGUUAUGAUGAUGAGAAGAUUGAAUUUGAAUGGAACACAGGCACCAAUGUGGAUACCAAAAAAAUGGCUUCCAAUUUCCCUGUAGAUCUGUCUGAUUAUCCUCGCAGCUUUCAUGCGUAUGCCAAUAAUCUUUUGGAUUACAGAGUUCCUCAAACAGACAUGACCUUCCGGCACAUGGGUUCCAAAUUAAUAGUUGCAACAAACUCGUGGCUUCAAAAGGCAUCCAGGAGUCUUCCUUAUGCCCAGACUCUGCAAGAUCACCUCAGUGGCCUCCAAGAGUUGAACCUCCAGAAAAUGGGAUUGCCAGAUUUCCACAUCCCAGAAAACCUCUUCUUAAAAAGUGAUGGCCGGGUCAAAUACACCUUGAACAAGAACACUGUGAAAAUUGAGAUUCCUUUGCCUUUUGGUGGCAAAUCUUUCAAAGAUCUAAAGAUGUUGAAGACUAUUAGGACACCAGCACUCAACUUCCAUUCUGUGGGAUUCUACAUUCCACCUCAAGAGUUCCAAGUCCCCACUUUUACCAUUCCCAAGUUGUAUCAACUGCGAGUACCUCUCCUGGGUAUUCUAGACCUCUCCACAAAUAUCUACAGCAAUCUGUACAACUGGUCUGCCUCCUACACUGGUGGCAACACCAGCGCAGACCAAUUUAUUCUUCGAGCUCGAUACCAUGUGAAGGCUGACUCCGUGGUUGAUCUGCUUUCCUACAGUGUGCAAGGAUCUGGAGAAACAACGUAUGACCACAGGAAUACAUUCACAUUAUCAUGUGAUGGAGCUCUACACCACAAAUUUCUACAUUCCAAUAUUAAAUUCAGUCAUGUAGAGAAAGUAGGAAGCAACCCAGCCUCAAAAGGUUUACUAACAUUUGAUGCAUCCAGUACCUGGGGACCACAAAUGUCUGCCUCAGUCCAAUUGGACUCAAAGAAGAAACAGCAAUUGUAUGUCAAGGAAGUCAAGAUGGAUGGGCAGUUCAGAGCCUCUUCGUUCUAUGCUAAAGGCACAUAUGGUCUGUCUUGUCAGAGAGAUCUGACCACAGGCUGGCUAAGUGGAGAGUCCAAUCUGAAGUUCAACUCCUCCUAUUUCCAGGGCACCAACCAGAUUACUGGAAGGUAUCAAGAUGGAACCCUCUCCCUUGCCUCCACCUCUGAUCUCCAGGGAGGCAUCUUCAAAAAUACUGCUUCCCUGAAGUAUGAGAACUAUGAGCUGACUCUGAAAUCGGAUACCAAUGGCAAGUAUGAGGAGUUUGCCACUUCAAACAAAGUGGAUCUUACCUUCUCCAAGCAAAAUGCAUUGCUACGUGCUGAGUAUCAGGCUGAUUACAAGUCACUGAGGUUCUUCACCCUGCUUUCUGGGUUGUUGAAUACCCAUGGUCUUGAAUUAAAUGCUGACAUCUUGGGCACUGACAAAAUGAAUACUGCUGCUCACAAGGCAACUCUAAGAAUUGGCCAAAAUGGAGUAUCUACCAGUGCAACAACCAGCUUGAGGUACAGUCCCCUGAUGCUGGAGAAUGAGCUGAACGCAGAGCUUGCCCUUUCUGGGGCAUCUAUGAAAUUAGCAACAAAUGGCCGCUUCAAGGAACACAAUGCAAAAUUCAGCCUAGAUGGGAAAGCUACCCUCACAGAGUUAUCCCUGGGAAGCGCUUACCAGGCCAUGAUUCUGGGUGCUGACAGCAAGAACAUUUUCAACUUCAAGAUCAGCAAAGAGGGACUAAAGCUUUCAAAUGACAUGAUGGGUGCCUAUGCUGGAAUGAAAUUUGACUACACAAACAAUCUGAACAUCGUAGGCUUAUCCUUGGAGUUAUCUUCAAAACUUGACAACAUUUACAGUUCAGACAAGUUUUAUAAGCAAAAUUUCAAUUUACAGCUACAGCCCUAUUCUCUUGUAACUACCGUAAACAAUGACCUAAAAUACAGUACUUUUGGUCUGACCAGCAGUGGGAAAUUACGGCUAGAACCCCUGAAGCUGAACAUGGCUGGUGACCUAAAAGGAGCCUACCAAAAUGAUGAAAUAAAACACAGCUACAUCAUUUCUUAUGCUGACUUAUCCGCAAGUUAUAAAGCAGAAACAGUGGCUAAAGUCCAGGAUAUGAGAUUUAACCAUCGGAUCAACACAGACAUUGCAGGAUUGGCUUCAUCUGUUGAUGUCAGUACAAAUUACAAUUCAGACUCCCUGCACUUCAACAACGUUUUCCACUCUGUACUGGCCCCAUUCACCCUGACCAUCGAUACACUUACAAAUGGCAAUGGGAAAUUGGUUCUUUGGGGAGAACACACUGGGAAGCUGUACAGCAAGUUCCUGUUGAAAGCAGAACCUUUGGCCUUUACUUUCUCUCAUGACUACCAAGGAUCUAUAAGGCACCAUCUCUUGACCAGGGGAAGUGUCAGUACAACCCUUGAUCACAAAGUCAGUGCCCUGCUUACCCCGGCUGAGCAGAGAGGGACCUGGAAACUCAAGACCCAAAUCAACAACAAUGAGUACAGCCAGGACUUUGAUGCCUACAACACUAAAGACAAAAUCGGAGUGGAGCUUAGUGGACGAGUUCUAGCUGAUCUGACGAUGCUAGACACCCCGAUUAAAGUGCCACUUUUACUCAGUGAGCCCAUCAAUAUCAUCGAUGCCUUAAAGAUGAAAGAUGCUAUUGACAAGCCCCAAGAAUUCACAAUUGUUUCUUUUGUAAAGUAUGAUAAGAACCAAGAUGUUCAUACUAUCAACCUCCCAUUCCUUAAUAGCCUGCCAAAAUACUUUGAGAAGAAUCGCAUGGUAAUUAUAACUGUACUGGAAACCAUACAAAGAGAAUUGAAACGCAUCAAUAUUGAUCCGUUUCUAAGGAGAUACAGAACAACCCUGGGAAAACUCCCACAGCAAGUUAAUGAUUAUCUGAGUACAUUCAAUUGGGAGAGACAAGUUUCCAGUGCCAAGGAGAAACUAACUACUUUCACAAAAAAUUAUAAAAUUACAGAGAAUGAUAUACAAACUGCAUUGGAUAAUGCCAAAAUCAACUUAAAUGAAAAACUGUCUCAACUUCAGACAUAUGUGAUACAAUUUGAUCAGUAUAUUAAAGAUAAUUUUGAUCUACAUGAUUUUAAAAUAGCUAUAGCUAGUAUUAUAGAUCAAAUCAUGGAAAAAUUAAAAAUUCUUGAUGAACGUUAUCAUAUCCGUGCACAUUUAAUUAAAUCAAUCCAUAAUUUAUAUUUGUUUAUUGAAGCUAUUGAUUUUAACAAAAUUGGAAGUAGUACUGCAUCUUGGAUUCAAAAUGUGGAUACCAAGUAUCAAGUCAGAAUCUGGAUACAAGAAAUAUUGCAACAGUUUAAGACACAGAUUCAGAAUACAAACAUCCCAUACCUGGCUGAAAAACUGAAACAACAGAUUGAGGCUAUUGAUGUCAGAGUGCUUUUAGAUCAAUUGAGAACUACAAUUCCAUUUCGUAUAAUAAAGGACAUUAUUGAACAUUUCAAAUACUUUGUUAUAAAUAUUAUUGAAAAUUUUGAAGUAAUUGACAAAAUCAAUACUUUUAGAGCCACAGCUCAUGAAUUAAUUAAGAAAUAUGAAGUAGACCAACAAAUCCAGAACAUAGUGGAUAGACUGGUAGACUUGGCCCAACAAUACAAGCUGAAGGAUACUGUUCAGAAAUUAAGCAAUGUCCUGCAACGAGUUGAGAUACAAGAUUACUUUGAGAAGUUAGUUGGGUUUGUAGAUGAUGCUGUCAAGCAGCUUAAAGCAUUGUCUUUUGAAAAAUUAAUUGAAGAAGUAAACAGAUUCAUUGACAUGUUGGUGAGGAAAUUAAAAUCAUUUGAUUACCACCAGUUUGUAGAUGAAACCAACAGCAAAAUCCGUGAGCUGACUCAGAUGAUCAAUGGUGAAAUACAGGCUCUGGAAAUAUCACAGAAAGCUGAAGCACUAAAACUGUUUGUCGAGGACAUCAAGGCCAUGGUCUUGGACUGUCUGGAAAGACUAAGGGACACUAAAGUAACCUUAUUCAUCGAUGGGUUACAAGAGGCUUUAAAUUCCAUAUCUUUGAUUCACAUGAAAGCCAAAUUCCUAGAGACUCUAGAAGAUAUACGAGACAGAGUUUAUCAAAUGGACAUUCAGCGGGAAUUGGCACGAUAUUUGUCUCUGGUAGGCCAAGUUUACAGCACUCUUGUCACCUACAUUUCUGAUUGGUGGAGUCUUGCUGCUAAGAACCUUACUGACUUUGCAGAGCAGUAUUCCAUCCAAGACUGGGCUGAAAACCUGAAAGCAUUGGUAGAACAAGGAUUUACUGUUCCUGAAAUCCAGACCAUCAUUGGGACCAUGCCUGCCUUUGAAGUCAGCCUCCAUGCUCUUCGGAAAGCUACCUUCCAGACUCCUGACUUCACAGUCCCCUUCACAGAUUUGAGGAUUCCAUCAGUUCAAAUAAAUUUCAAAGAGUUGAAAGACAUAAAAAUCCCAUCCAGGUUUUCUACACCAGAAUUUACAAUCCUCGGCACCUUCCACAUCCCUUCCUUUACAAUUGACUUAGUAGAAAUAAAAGUGAGGUUCAUCAGGACCAUUGACCAAAUGCUGAACAGUGAGCUGCAAUGGCCAAUUCCAGAAGUGUAUCUGAAGGAUCUGAAGGUGGAUACCCUUCUUGCUAGAAUCACCCUGCCGAACUUCCGUGUACCAGAAAUCACAAUUCCAGAAUUCAUACUCCCAAAUCUCAGCCUUAAAGAUCUUCAAGUUCCUGACCUUCACAUACCAGAAUUCCAGCUUCCCCACAUCUCACACACUGUCCAAGUACCUACUCUUGGCAAACUGUAUAGUGUUUUGAAAAUCCAGUCUCCCCUUUUCACAUUAGAUGCAAAUGCCGACAUAAAGAAUAAAACUACUUCAGUAGAGAAAGUAGAGAUUGCAGCUUCCAUUGCUGCCAAAGGACAGUCUAAAUUAGAAGUUCUCAAUUUUGCUUUUCAAGCAGAUGCACAACUCUCAAACUCUAAGAUUAAUCCACCGUUUCUCAAGGAAUCCAUGAAGUUCUCCAGCAAGUACCUAAGCACAGAGCAUGAGAGUGAACUUCUAUUUUUCAGAAAUGCUAUUGAGGGAAAGUCUGACACAGUGGCAAGUUUACACACAGAAAAAAAUACAGUGAAGCUUAAUAAUUCUGUGAUUUUCAAGAUAAACAAUCAGCUUACUCUGGAGAGCACCACAAACUACUCCCACAUACUGAACGUCCCCAGUCUGGACAUUUCCAGUCAGGCUGACCUGCAUAAUGAGAUCAAGACACUAUUGGAAGCGGGACAUGUGACCUGGACUUCUUCUGGAACAGGGACAUGGAAAUGGGCCUGCCCCAAAUUUUCAGAUGAGGGAACACAUGAGUCACAAAUUGGCUUCACUGUAAAAGGACCCAUCACUUCUUUUGGAUUGUCCAAUAACAUCAACAGCAAACACCUAAGAGUAAACCAAAAUUUGGCUUACCAUUCUGACUUCUUCAACUUUUCUAAAUUUGAAAUUCAGUCACACAUUGAAUCUCAGCAUAUGGGCCACAGCAUUCUAAGUGCUAAAGGCACAGCGCUGCUUGGAGAAGGGAAGGCAGAGGUGACUGGCAACCAUGUUGCUCUUUUAAAUGGAAAAGUUACUGGAACUUUGAAAAAUUCUCUUUCCAUUUCAGCACAGCCAUUUGAGAUUGUUGCAUCCACAAAUAAUGAAGGGAAUUUGAAAGUUAGUUUUCCAUUAAAAUUAACAGGUAAGAUAAACUUCCUGAAUAACUAUGCACUGUUUCUGAAUCCUAGUGCCCAGCAAGCAAACUGGCAGGCAAAUGCCAGGUUCAACCAGUAUAAAUACAAUCAAAAUUUCUCUGUUGGAAACGAUGAGAACAGCAUUGAGGCGCACAUGGGAAUAAAUGGAGAGGCCAAUCUGGAUUUCUUAAACAUUCCUUUAACAAUUCCUGAAAUAAAUCUCCCUUACACAACGCUCACCACUCCACCACUGAAAGAUUUCUCCUUAUGGGAAAAAACAGGCUUGAAGGAAUUCUUGAAGACAACAAAGCAAUCAUUUGACUUAAACAUAAAUGCUAAAUAUAAGAAAAACAAAGAGAAGCACUCCAUCGCAAUUCCUUUGGGUGCAUUUUACAAGUUUAUCAGUCAGAACAUCAACUCCUUCAGUGGACAUUUACAGAACAUCGGAGACAACGCAUUGGAUUUUCUCACUAAAUCUUAUAAUGAAGCAAAAAUUAAGUUUGAUAAGUACAAAGUUGAAAAAUCGCUCAACAGGCUCCCCAGGACCUUUCAGACUCCUGGAUACAUUAUUCCAAUUUUCAAUAUUGAAGUAUCUCCACUCACAAUAGAGACGUCAGCAUUCAGUCAUGUGAUCCCAAAAUCAAUAAGCACCCCCAAUGUCACCAUCCUGGAUUCAAGCUUCUAUGUGCCUUCAUAUACAUUGGCUCUGCCAUCCCUAGAGCUGCCAGUCUUCCAUGUCCCCAGGAAUCUACUCAAGGUCUCUCUUCCAGAUUUCAAGGAAUUGAAAACCAUUAACAAUAUUUUUAUUCCAGCCAUGGGCAACAUUACCUAUGAAUUUUCCUUCAAAUCAACGAUCAUUACACUGAAUACCAAUGCUGGACUUUAUAACCAAUCAGACAUUGUUGCCCAUAUCCUUUCUUCCUCUUCAUCUGUCAUUGAUGCACUACAGUACAAAUUAGAGGGCACCUCAAGUUUGACGAGGAAAAGAGGGUUGAAGUUAGCCACAACUCUGUCUCUGAAUAACAAAUUUCUGGGAGGCACUCAUGACAGUACCAUUAGCUUAACCAAGAAAAACAUGGAAGCCUCAUCGACAACAACUGCAGACGUCCAAACUCCAAUUUUGAGAACCAAUUUCAAGCAAGAAUUUAAUGGAAAUACCAAGUCAAAACCUACCAUCUCUUCAUCCAUUGAAUUAAAGUAUGACUUCAAUUUUCCAAAACUCAGCUCUACUGCUAAAGGGGAAGUUAAACACAAACUUAGCUUAGAAAGCCUCACUUCUUACUUUUCCAUUGAGUCAUCUUCCAAAGGAGACAUCAAGGGUUCAUUCCUUUCACAAGAAUACUCAGGAGCUAUUGCCAGUGAGGCCAGCACUUAUUUGAAUUCCAAGGGCACUCGGUCUUCAGUGAAGCUUCAAGGGGCUUCCAAAUUACAUGAUAUCUGGAACCUUGAAGUAAAAGAGAAUUUUGCUGGAGAAGCCACUCUCCAACGUAUCUAUGCCAUUUGGGAGCACAAUGCAAAAAACAGCUUACAGAUAGAACAUUUCUUUCACACACAUGGAGAACAAGCAAGCAAAGCCACCUUGGAACUCUCCCCAUGGACAAUGUCAGCUCUUGUCCAGAUCCAUGCAAGUCAGCCCAACUGUCUCCUUGAUACCACUUACCUUGACCAGGAAGUGGCCCUGAAUGCCAAUACUAAGAACCAGAAGGUCAUCUGGAAAAGUGAGGUCCAGUUUAAUUUGAGCUCUCUUCAGAACAACGUGCAGCUUUCCAACGACCCAAGAGAGACACGUCUUGACAUUGCAGGAUCCUUAGAAGGACACCUGUCAUUCCUCAAAAAUAUCAUCAUACCAGUUUAUGACAAGAGUGCAUGGGACCUCCUGAAGCUGGAUGUCACCACCAGCACCAGCAGAAGACAGUAUCUUCGUGCCUCAACUGCCCUUGUAUAUACCAAGAACCCCAAUGGCUAUGCUUUCUCUCUUCCCGUCCAAGAAUUGGCAGAUAAAUUUAUCAUCCCUGGGCUGAAACUAAAUGAUCUAGACUUAGUUCUUGUCACACCUACAUUCCAAGUCCCAUUUGUAGAUCUUCUGGUUCCAUCCUACAAACUUGACUUCAGUGAGAUAAAAAUCUAUAAGAAGCUUAGUACUUCACCAUUUGCUCUCAACCUAUCAAUACUACCCAAUGUAAAAUUCCCCAAAGUUGAUGUGCUAACAAAAUAUUCUGAAUUGCAAGACUACUCAGUUCCAUUUUUUGAGAUAACUAUACCUGAAGCUCAGGUAACUGUGUCCCAAUUCACCCUUCCAAAAAGUAUUUCAGUUGGUAGCACUGUUUUGAAUCUAAAUGAUGUUGCCAACAAGAUUGCAGACUUUGAGUUGCCUUCCACCAUUGUGCCUGAGCAGACUAUUGAGAUUCCUUCCACUAAGUUCUCUGUACCUACUGGAAUUUUCAUUCCUUUCUUUGGCACCCUGACUGCACAAUUUGGGUUGGCCUCUCCCCUGUAUAAUGUCACUUGGAGUGCUGGUUUGAAAAACAAAGAAGAUCAUAUUGAAACAUUCCUGGAUUCCACAUGCAGCUCAACUAUCCAGUUCCUGGAAUAUGACCUAAAUGUUGUGGGAACGCACAAAAUUGAAGAUGGCAUGUUCAUCUGUAAGACCAGAGGAACAUUUGCACAUCGUGACUUCAGUGCAGAGUACAAGGAAGACAGCAAAUAUAAAGGACUUCAGGUCUGGGAAGGAGAGGCUCGCCUUGACAUCACCAGCCCAGUGUUCACUGAUUUCCAUAUGCACUACCAAGAAGACGAGAAAACGCUCUCCUUCUGGGCAGCCUCUCCAGCCAUAGGCACCGUGGGAAUGGACUUGGAAGACCAAGAAGACAUUUUAAUGUGGAGCCUCUACCUCUACCCUCAGUCUUCUCCAGAUAAAAAACUCAACAUAUUAAAAACUGAGUUCAGGUACAAAGAAUCUGAGCAGGAAGCACAGAUCGAAGUUAACUGGGAAGAAGAGGCAGCUUCCAGAUUGGUAAGCUCUCUAAAAGACAACAUGCCCAAGGCCAUGGGGACCCUUUACAACUACAUCAACAAGUACCACCGGGAGCACACGGGACUCAACCUGAAGGCAGCUUCUUCAAAACUACAGAGAAGUCUUCAGAACAGCGCUGAGCAGGCCUAUCAGGAGGCCAUGAGGCAAAUUGAUGAGAUGGAUGUGAGGCUGCAGAGAGCAGCCAGCGGCACCACAAGAACCUACCAGGGGUGGAAGGACCAGGCUCAGACUCUGUACCAGGAACUCCUGGCUCAGAAAGACCAAGCCACUUCCCAGAGGCUCAAGGAUAAGGUGAUUGACAGUUUAGUGUGGGUUUUACAGGAAUACCACAUGGCAGUCAAGCGUCUGAUUGAUUCAUUCAUUGAUUUCCUGAAGUUCCCCAGAUUCCAGCUCCCAGGGAAAGCCAGGCUGUAUAGCAGAGAUGAACUCUGUACUAUGGUCAUGAGGGAAGUAGGAAAGGCACUGUCCCAGGUGCAUUCCAGUAUCCAUAAUGGGUUAGAAAUCUCGCUGUCCUAUAUGCAAGACCUAGUGGAGAAAUCCGAAUUAAUGAAGGACCUAAUUAUUAAACAUCCCUUCAAAUCAAAGAGCUAUAAACCAACAGAAAUAAUCCUGGAAUGUAUAAAAAUGGUGGAACUUUUAUCACAAGAAAUCCAGGACGCAUUUAAUAAACUCCAGUCUAUCAAGCUAACAGAGAUACUAAAUGAUCUUCAGGAAAUUUUAGAAUGCUUCUUCCUAAGGGUAGAAGGAGAAAUUAAACACUUAAAGGAGAUAAAGCUUAUUUAUGCCAUUAAUGAUAUCCAAAAUGUCAUCAACACAGUCCAAGACUAUAUUGCAUAUAUUGUUAGACACAUGAAAGAAAACCUGUACUUUAACCUUGGUAAGUUCAAUGAGUUUGUUCAGAACAAACUUAAGGCAGCUUCUCAAGAGUUGCAGCAGAUCCAACAGCACAUAAAGGCUCUUCGCAAGGAGUAUUUUGAUCCAAGUGUAGUUGGCUGGAGAGUGAAAUCUUAUGAACUUGAAGAGAAGAUCAUCAACGUGAUCCACCACCUAGUAGCUGCCCUUAAGGACUUGUAUUCCAAAUUUACUGCCGGUGCUGCUGGCUUUGCUUCCCAACUCUCAAGUCAAGUUGAGCAAAUUGUGUGCAAAGAUAUCCAGGAAUAUCUUAGCAUCCUUACUGAUGCAGACGGGAAAGGGAAAGAGAAGAUUGCAGAGCUUGCUACCAGUGCUCAGGAAAUAACUAAAAGCUGGGCCACUGCAAUGAAGGAAAUCAUUUCUGAUUACCACCAGCAGUUCAGAUAUAAACUACAGGAUUUAUCAGACCAACUCUGUGAUUAUCCUGAAAAAUUAGUUGCUGAGUCAAAAAGAUUGAUUGACCUGUCCAUUCAAAGCUACCACAUGUUUUUGAGAUACGUCACUGAGUUACUGAAGGAGCUGCAAUUAGCUGCAGUCAAUGACAUGAGCCCCCACAUAAAGCUUACUCCAGGAGAACUCACUAUCACCUUCCAUGUUUAAAGAAAGCCUCAUCUAUGCUUCUGUUCCAAUUAAACUUUCACUUAGUAGGGGGGAAUUUAAAUUGUAAGGAUUGAUAAAACCAUACAGUGGGCCAGUCCUGCAGUAUGCCGCUGACUACAAGCAAAAGCACAUGUGGACAGGACCCUCACUGAGGUUGGCACUGAAGCUCCAAAGACCUCUGAACUCUGGGGGGAGAUCUGUUUCGUGCAAGUUAACAAAAAUAAGGGUCUGGAUUAUUUUGUUAAACUUGGGGGAAAGGAGAACAAAUAAAUGGAUUCUUUAUUGUGUAUCAUA